UGCAACGUUUUGGUGGGUCUCCAAGAAAAAGAAGGGGUUUACAACAAAGAACAGAACAUGAAAAUUUCACUCCAAAUAUCGGCUCAGCUAGAAAAUCUGACAUGUCUGAAACCCGAAGGAGAAGAUUUUAGAUGGUAUCUAAAGCUCAAGUGUCUAAACUGUGGUGAAGAGACCCAUGAUUUUGUGUACUGUACUGAAACUGAAAGUUCACCCUUAACUGGUGGUAGGGGCCAUGCCAGUGUUGUGCUCAAGUGCAAACUGUGUAAAAGAGAAAAUUCUAUUGACAUUAUCCCAACUACUGUGUCUCACUACGAUGCUGACAAUGCCGGCUCAUUCAAGUCGGUGGUCACAUUCGACUGUCGUGGCGUGGAACCAACAGACUUCUCACCACGGGUUGGUUGGACUGCUGUUGGAGAGAACACUGAAACUGUGUUUGCUGAUAUUGAUUUAAAGGAAAAGGAAUGGUAUGAUUAUGAUGAAAAGGCUGGACAGUCUGUCGGUAUCUCCGAGUUGAAGCAUCAGUUCAUCACAGCAAAGUGAAACCGAUGUACACCCACUGCUGAUAGAAACUCAGGACAUUCAUACAGUUAGCAAGAAGACGUGCAGCUAGAACUGGUCAACACCAACAUCCUACAGUUUAUUGAACAUGCACUUUCAUGUUUCCUGAUGACAAAAGAAAGGUCAUAGAAGCAAUUUCUGCAACAAAAUUUAAGAUAUUAUCCCCAUCAGAUGAGGAUGAAUGAAAAUGUAUGACAGGGUUGUACAGUUUGUAUAUUAUCAUCAACAUGAGGCCAGUGGAUUUCUGAAUAUCUCACUGAAUUUCAACCACUUUUGAAUCUGUGUUCAAUUUCUUACUGGAAUAAAAAAAAAUAUCAAGUUGAAAUAUUUCAGAAUGUAAUUUAUUCACUAUAAAUGCAAAAAUGUAUCAGAAAUUAAGCUAAUGUGAUUUACAGUAUCAAAAUAAUUUUACAUUUGGUGUAAAGGUCUCUCACACCUUAUUAUGUACAUACACUGUUGAGAUGGUUUCAGCUAUUUACAUUUGGACCAAAAUAAAUAUUUUACAACAUUG
This is a messenger RNA of Gigantopelta aegis, 1069 nucleotides long. RefSeq names its product UPF0587 protein v1g245604-like. Gene Ontology annotation, molecular function: zinc ion binding. Lineage: Eukaryota; Metazoa; Mollusca; Gastropoda; Neomphalida; Peltospiridae. The record is from RefSeq and is a predicted model, not a curated record. The transcript has 7 exons. Bases 58 to 540 code for a protein of 160 amino acids.